GGAAGAAAAAAAAUUACAGACUGAGGAGAGAAGAAGAAGUUUCAGGUUAUAACACAGACUCUGUCAGACACCACCCGGCUGGUUCUCUCUGUGUCAGUCUGCCACCAUACUUUUCUUUUAGUUUCACUUCCUCUUCACCCUGUUGGUUUCUCUCUCUUACUGCUAUGAAUUUAUCCACAGAGGAACUUCCUCCUCUCUGCUCGUCUGUUAGCACCAACAACACACGUUUUUAUUCUUCUCUGGAGAUUUUCAACAGCACGCUGAACUACAGGAGUGAAGCUGUUUGUGAUGGCAGAACCAGAACCAGAACCAGCUCCAGAACCAGGGACCAGAGACACUGAAGACCGGACUGAGACGGACCGGAUGUCUCCAGAUGAAGCUCCCUGUUGUUCCAGUCUGACCACUAAGGAGCUGCAGCAGAACUUGAGGGAAGUGAAGAAGAGAGAGCGUCCCGUCAGACUGCUGUUUGAGAUCCCAUCGACUCGUAUUGUUGAACACGUUCUGUCCAAAUAUGUGGUAUAUGAGAUCGUGGUGAUGCGCUCCGGCAGCUUCGAUUCCAACCGUGUGUCUGUGGAACGCCGUUACAGCGACUUCUUCCGCUUCCACCACAAACUGCUGGAGGAGUUCAGCGAAGAGCUGGAGGAGGUGGUUCUCCCCCGAAAACACCUGAGCAGGAAUUUCUGCACCGAGAUCAUCGCAGAGCGACGCCUCGCCCUCCAGGAUUACCUGGCUAAACUGUACGCUACUCGCUGCGUUCGACACUCGCCGCUUUUUCCCAAAUUCCUCACGGACCAAGAGCAGAAGCAAGCUCACAGUUUGCUGCGAGCGGGACAGUUUCAGAUGGCUUUGGAUCAGCUGCAGACAGUUUUAGAGGUUGAGGACAAGCUGCUACCGUGGCAGAACCCCACCCUGCUCGUACCCACCCUCGCCGCCCUCGCCGUCUGUUACCGAGACCUAGACGAACCACAACAGGCGUUUGCUGUAGCUCAGAGAGCUCUGCCGCCGACGAGACGCUACGGACUGAAACGCUACAGAGCCUCGCUGUUGGACCUGCUGGUGGAUCUGGGUUAUCAGCUGGGACGUCCCGUGGCCCAGUUACAGGAGGAGCUGACGGUCCUGAGGGACGCUGAGAGGGGGGAGGUCACCUUCCACUCUCUGAAGGAGGUAGUGGUCCAUGAGUUCACCUGAGUCUCUGAAGGAGUUAGUGGUCCCUGAGUUCACCUGAGGAGGUGAUCAGAACACUCUGGACUAUUGCACUAUUUGUAUUGUUUACAGCUACACUUACUAACUAACUAACUAACACUUGACUUAUAUUUAGAUAUUUUAUCUUAUUUUUUAUAUUAUAUUCUUUUAUUCUGUUAUUUCUAUUCUGUGUAAGUAUAUUGAGAGAGCUGCAUAAAAACUGGAGUCACAUUCCUUGUAUGUAUAUGCUGCGGACAGCUCUCACAUCCACCUGUAUGCUGACGACAUCAUUCUGUAUACAUCCAGUCCAUCCCUGAGCACAGCUUCUACAGUAUCCAACCUGCCUUCUCCAACCUUCACCGUCUUCUAAAUACUAAGAAAACAAAAAAGCAUGUCUUCAACCGGAACUUACCUCUGUCGAUUGUUAAUUGAUUAGAUUCAUCAUUCACAAAACCCAGCUGACGUUUAUCGUUUACAGCACGCCAUUUUUGUUACUUCCGCCCAAAAAUGUUAAUCAAAAACAAAAAUGUCAGCUGGGAGUUGUGAAUGAUGAACGGUCGACUGUUGAUUAUCAGAGCAACGCUGUUUCAAAUAAAAUGUCAAUCAAGUUUA
Molecule: messenger RNA, 1794 nt
Organism: Sebastes umbrosus (honeycomb rockfish)
Lineage: Eukaryota; Metazoa; Chordata; Actinopteri; Perciformes; Sebastidae
Gene: snx20
Product: sorting nexin 20
Exons: 5
Coding region: 289-1188 (299 amino acids)
Biological process (GO): protein transport
Cellular component (GO): early endosome membrane
Molecular function (GO): protein binding; phosphatidylinositol phosphate binding
Source: RefSeq, a predicted model, not a curated record